Molecule: messenger RNA, 2159 nt
Organism: Rhagoletis pomonella (apple maggot)
Lineage: Eukaryota; Metazoa; Arthropoda; Insecta; Diptera; Tephritidae
Product: cold shock domain-containing protein CG9705
Exons: 4
Coding region: 301-732 (143 amino acids)
Biological process (GO): regulation of mRNA stability
Cellular component (GO): cytoplasm
Molecular function (GO): mRNA 3'-UTR binding
Source: RefSeq, a predicted model, not a curated record
GCAACGUACUUAAGUAAUUUGCAAAGCCGAUUGUCAAAGUCAGUGCAAAAAAUCACUUUGGGAUUUCGUGGCGUUCCUUCGUUAUUUUUUCAUAUAAAUUGUGGAAACUGAUUUGCUGUUCUCAGACUUUAGCCAGACCCACCCGCCUCAACACCGCCUAUCCGAAGACUUGUAUAUUUCACCAAAGCUGACACAUUCCGCACUACCUCGCACCCCUUCUAAAUAAAUUGGAGCUCUACUUAAUUGGAAACGAAAUUAUACAAAUUAGCUCGUCAAUAAGGAAAAUAUUCAAACGUGAUUAUGUCUCAACUAAAUACAUCGGAGAAAGAUGCGGCUGGUAAACCGCCCGCCCAUCGGCAACAGAACGCCCACAGCCCCAAUUUAACGCUGCAGCUUCCCAGUCCAAUUAUAACUAAGCGCACACGCACUGCCUCAACCUCUGCUCGUGCUUUGGAAAAUCCAAUUGAAACUGGUAUUGUAAAAUCGUUCAGCCGCUCAAAAGGACAUGGGUUCAUUACACCUAAAGCUGGUGGCGAAGAUCUUUUCUGUCACGUUUCUGACGUCGAUGGAGAAUAUGUGCCACAGGCCGGCGAUGAAGUAAGAUACCGUUUAUGUGCGAUUCCGCCCAAAUUCGAAAAACAUCAAGCAGUACAUGUACAAAUUAUUAACUUAACACCAGAAGUGCAUCAUAAGUGGGAAGAGCCUGUUUACCCAGAAUCUCCUGCUCAGUAGGAUAAUGCUACAACUUGAUACUUUGCUGAUUUCAUGCCAUAACAUUUGCGGCACCCAUAAAAAAUAUAAGUGUAUAGUUUAAUAAUUUUUGAAAAGACCUAUAGGUUUAUAAACAAGCAGAUUACUUCAGAAGGGAGCAUUUUGUAUGUACAGAUAAAAUUUUAGAGUCAUACCUCCAACUACAUGUGUAAAUAUUAUUAACCAAAAAAAAUAUGCGCAAACAAAGUAUAAACAACAAAAGCUAGCGAAUUCCAUAAAAAGAAGAUCAAACUUGGAGAAAAAUUUUUGCGUGGUAUACAAUCUACAAGUAACAAUAUAAAGUGUUUAUAAUUGUUCCGAAAAAGUCUCGGUAAGCUACAAGAUGAGUCAUUGAACUUUUUUAUGCGCAUCAGUUUAAAAGUAAAAUGCAGUGCCAGAAGCAAACACGAAAUUUCGUCCAAUACACACCAUAGAAAAAUAAACAGCAAAAAAUAUACAGAGGCACAUAAACAUAGAAAACAUUAAAUAAAUACACUCAAAGUAAAUAUCAACAAAUUGGCAAACAUCUUACAUUGCUCGUGCUCCCAGCUGAUACAAAUUUAUCUUUGAUUACAUUUUCGAUUUUUUAUCAUAUGCAUACAUAUACAUAUAAUAAUACUUCAAAUGCUUGAAUUUAAUCGCCCUAUCUAUCUAUCAGUAAGUAGGUUAUCAAAAUAUAAUCCUUAAAUUUUUUCUAAUCCGCAUUGCAUUGUGCUACACACAUAUAUGAAAUUUUGUUCAAUUGUUCUACUAUGUCUUGGCGAAUGCACUUAAUUUAAAGUUUGUAUUAAAUAAUCAUGCAUACAUGCAUAGAUAGUAUUUCUACAUUAUAACACUUCUUCUUAUAUGAAGAUAAUUCAUUCACUUUGUUACUUAUCAAGAAAAAAAUGCAAUAUGUUAAAAUUUGAAGGACUUUUUUUUGGUUGUUUGUGUUUGUUGGUUGUUCCCCGGUCGAUGUUGGUAAUGUAUUCUUAAAUGGAUUUCCACGACGGAAGUUGUCAAAACCAUUAAUUAUUUAGGACAAAUAAAGUGACUGGCUUCCGUCCAAGCAACGCAAAAUAUGUGGCGUGUUAGGCUUCUUAUUUUGUAAGUUUGCGAUAUAUUCUUCCUUGUUUAUGGUUGUAAAUGCUUAUGGUUAGAUUCGAUAAGCACAAAUAGGGAGUGACCAUAUCUGAUACAGGAUGGGUUUAGGAAUACAUCAAGCUAAAACACCAAUCUCUUUCAUUUCUAAACUAUACAGUCGAAACUUUGGUUCAAAUUAGUUGGCGAACAAAUAAAGUGCCUCCCAUUUGACGAACAAAGGAUAUGCCCCAUCAGUAUUUAGUGGUUUACAAAUGUGGGUACUGGUUAUUUUUGAUAUACAAAAAUAUAUAGACAGAUUCUGCUACUCACUUCCGAGUGAAUUUCAA